Messenger RNA from Cannabis sativa, 2236 nucleotides. RefSeq lists its product as uncharacterized. Gene Ontology annotation, cellular component: nucleus. The record is from RefSeq and is a predicted model, not a curated record. The transcript is spliced from 13 exons. The coding region runs from base 239 to 2005 and encodes 588 amino acids. NCBI's taxonomy places the organism in Eukaryota, Viridiplantae, Streptophyta, Magnoliopsida, Rosales, Cannabaceae. Gene Ontology annotation, biological process: mRNA processing. Gene Ontology annotation, molecular function: RNA binding.
AAAAUGUGAAAAAAUAAAAUAAAAAAAAAUAAAGGAAACAAAAAUAAGAUUAGCAUAUUCCUGUAGCAGCUACCAAACGGCUCUUCCAUCUGAGUCUCUCAUUCGAAACCCCACAAAACCCUAGAAUUACAAAUUCCCUAAUUUCUUUCAAUUAGCUCCAUUUUUCUCUCGAAUUUCUAGGGUUUUUGAUAAACCCUAUCCGAACUACAUAGUACAGAAUUCGAAAGCACACGUAGUGAUGGAAUUCGACGAGUAUGAUUACUUGGAGAAGACUGUCGAGGAGAACGACGACCAUGAUUUGAAGAGGAAGACGAAGAAAGAAGGGAGCGAGAAGAGUUACAGGAAGAGAGAUGUUGAAGAUGACGCUGCUGUUCUUCUAGGCGGCGAAGAUGAUGACAACAGGAGGAGCAAAAAGUCGAGAGGAGAGCAUGAGAAUGGUCGCGAUAAGGAACGCCGCCAUCGGAGUAAGGAUAGAGAUGGAGAGCGAGAGAGAGAUCGUGACCGUGAGCGGGAUAGAGAGAGGAGUGGUAGAGAUGGGGAGAAGGAGAAGGGACGGGAUAGAGAUAAGGAGAGGGACAGAGAGAGAAGGGAUAGAGAUAAAGAGCGGGAGAGAGAAAGACGGGAUAAGGAUAAGGAGAAGGAAAAGGAGAGGAGGGAAAGAGAUAAGGAGAGGGAGGAGAAAGAGAGGUCAAGGAGGAGCAGAAGUCGCUCUGUUCGUGACGAAAAGCCUCGAAGAAGCAGGAGUCAGAGUCGCGAUCGCGAAGAAAGAUCUCAAAGAAGUAGGAGUCGAUCUGAUCGUGAUAGGGAAGUCAAAGAGAGGGAACGAGAGAUUGAGAUGAGAGACAGGAGGUUCAAGGAUAAGAAAGAGUUAGCAGAGCCUGAAGCUGAUCCAGAGAGGGAUCAGAGAACUGUUUUUGCCUACCAGAUGCCCCUGAAGGCAAAUGAGAGAGAUGUUUAUGAGUUUUUCUCAAAAGCUGGCAAGGUUAGGGAUGUGCGGCUGAUCAUGGACAGGAACUCUAGACGAUCAAAAGGAGUUGGGUAUAUUGAAUUUUAUGAUGCGAUGUCUGUACCAAUGGCAAUAGCUCUCUCUGGACAACUACUUCUUGGACAACCUGUAAUGGUAAAACCUUCUGAGGCUGAAAAGAACCUUGUUCAAUCCAACACUACUACUGGAGUCACAGGUGGUACAGGACCAUAUGGUGCAGUUGACAGAAAAUUAUACGUUGGCAAUUUACAUUUUAACAUGACCGAGGUUCAUCUUAGAGAGAUAUUUGAAUCAUUUGGUCCUGUGGAACUUGUGCAAUUGCCACUUGAUCUUGAAACAGGACAGUGCAAGGGUUUUGGGUUUGUUCAGUUUGCUCAACUAGAACAUGCAAAGGCUGCUCAGAGUUUGAAUGGAAAAUUGGAGAUUGCCGGUCGAACUCUUAAGGUUUCAUCUGUUACAGAUCAUGUUGGAGCACAAGAUGCUGGGGCAAAAUCUGCAGAUUUUGAUGACGAUGAAGGCGGUGGGUUGGCUUUGAAUGCUCAAUCGAGAGCAUUACUUAUGCAGAAACUGGACCGCACUGGUAUUGCCACUAGUAUUGUGGGGUCUCUUGGAGUACCUGCACUGAAUGGGUCUGCUCCAAACCAAAGUGCCAUGAACUUGCCAAUUAAUGGACAAACUGCAGUAGCUGCUCAAGGUCUUUCAGUUGGAGCCUCUGUCCCCAUUGGAACUCCUAGUGAAUGUUUACUGCUAAAGAAUAUGUUUGAUCCUGCUACUGAGACGGAUCCUGAUUUUGAUGCGGAUAUUAAAGAUGAUGUAGAAGAAGAAUGUUCUAAAUGUGGCAGGGUGAUACAUAUUUAUGUUGACAAAAAUAGUGCUGGGUGUGUUUAUUUACGGUUUGAAACUGUGGAAGCAGCAGCUGCUGCCCAACGUUCAAUGCAUCUGAGAUGGUUUGCAGGCAGACAGAUCUUUGCCUUGUUCAUGCAACCUCAAGUAUACGAGGCCAAGUUUAGAGGAGCUUAAAAAGAGAGGUGUGGGAGUUGCAGAUGGGGGUUAUCUGGAAUCCAAGCUCCUGUUCUUUAUCUCUUCAUGCCUCAGUUUUAGGACAUUAAUUUUUAUAGAUUCGAUUCGUUUACCUGUAUCUUAACAGCCAGCGAUAUGUUUUUGUGGUGGAUAUGUCUGUCCAAGCAAUCUGUAAACAUGUAUUUUCAUUUGAUCUUUAGUUAUUCAAACGUAUUUGUUCUUUUUGGGAAA